This is a messenger RNA of Rubroshorea leprosula, 3068 nucleotides long. NCBI's taxonomy places the organism in Eukaryota, Viridiplantae, Streptophyta, Magnoliopsida, Malvales, Dipterocarpaceae. The record is from the annotation of a GenBank genome assembly.
CUAACGAUUCCUAUUCGGCAGAUAACCCACAGGAGUCAAAUCAACACUUUAUUUCUAGUUUUCCUCUUUAAUUCCAAUAAUAAUUAUUGCCUUUCAAAGCAAGCAUAAAACUCCGUCUGGGUUUCGUUUCCUGCGUCUCACUUUGAAUUUUUGGAUUCAUGAAUUGGUGGCGAUCGUCUUCAGUACCCAAUUGAAGAAUGAUACUGUCUUUGAGUCUUUUACUUAGUGGGUUUCUUGUUGGGGUGCUGGCAAUUCUGGCUUUGGAAGCUGUUGGGGUGCUGUACGUGUUGAGUCGGUUGAGUCAGAAGACCAAACAAGAGUCUUCCGUUGAUGAGGCUAAGAAAGGAAUUUGCAGAGAAGUUGAUUCUCAACAGUCUCUCGAUUUCGCCGACAACAAGCAGGGGAUGGUUUGGAUUCUAGAACCAGAGAAAGUUCCAAAAAAUUCCCUGGUGGAAAAAGUGCUCAGAGAGCAAAAGAGAAAAAGAGAUUUCUUUGAGGUAUCACCGGUUCAGAAAUAUGCUAUAGUCAAGGAUCAGAAAUUAAUCUUGAAAGAUACUGAUGGCACCAAAACAACAACCAUUCAGCUGAAAGGCUGUACAAUUGAAGCAGUUUCUGCAUCUAGCUUUCCCUCAAGAAAAUGGGCUAAGAGAUUUCCCAUAAAAGUGGAAAACAAGACUUCACUAAUAUAUGAUGGCAGUAAAAUCUUGUACCUUUAUCUUGAGACUUCAUGGGAGAAGGAAUCGUGGUGUAAAGCACUACGUCUUGCUUCAUCUGAAGACAAGGAAAAGCUUCUCUGGUUUACCAAGUUGAAUGAAGAUUUCCACAGUUUUCUGGUGUCUCUAAAUGCAGGAUAUCCUUCAUUUAUGAAACCCUCCACAGGAUUUAACACGGAGCCAACGGAUAAAGGACAUAGGUUUGAUGGAUCUUCAUCAAAGGUUCGCUUGUUCUGGAAAAAGUUUUCUAGAAAGACCUCUGCAAAGUCUUCUGUAGAAAGUAAAGGUACUUGGACAAACCCAUCCAUCCGUGAAGAGAGAAAAACUUCUGAUAAACUGCAUUCAUCACAAGAUUCAGUGACAAAUAAAGUGUCUAAUAGUUCAGUAGAGGAAAAUACAAUAGUUCCACCCUUGUCAACCUGCUUUCAUUCAGGAAGUCAAAACUAUACAUCUGUUGCCUCUGAUGCAGAAUCUGAAGACAGGUUUAGUUUUGAUGAAGGAAUACUAUGCUUGAAUUUGUUAAUUUCUCGGCUGUUUUUUGAUGCCAAAAGCAAUACAGGAUUGAAAACUGCAAUUCAAGCACGAAUUCAGAGGACAUUGUCCAAUAUGAGGACCCCUACUUACAUUGGUGAUGUCAUCUGUACUGACAUAGACGUCGGGAAUCUGCCACCUUAUAUCCAUGGAAUGAGACUUCUUCCUGCAGACAUGAAAGAGGUAUGGGCUUUUGAAGUAGACAUUGAAUAUUCUGGUGGGGCUGUAUUAAAUGUUGAAACAAGACUUGAAGUUCGUGAACCAGAUCUUCAAAAGGGUAUAAUAGACACAACAUCAGAACAGAAUUCAUCUGGAAAUUUAUCUUCAGAACUACUUGAAGGCUUUGAGUAUUAUGGAAAGCAGUUGAAUCUUUCUGAAGGGACUCUUGAUGUGGUUGAGCAAAAGAAUGAAGCAGAUGCAGAGCCUAAAGUUGAUGGCGUAAAGAGCUAUAAAGGCACAGUGCUGACAACAAAUUAUCUGUCCCGGUGGAAGUCUAUGCUGAAUUCCAUAGCCAAACAGGUUUCACAGGUGCCUCUCUCUUUAUCAAUAAGGGUUGCAUCCCUUCGUGGAACGCUGCAGUUACGUAUAAAGCCACCUCCUUCUGAUCAGUUAUGGUUUGGCUUCACAUCCAUGCCAGAUAUAGAGUUUGAUCUAGAGUCCUCUGUUGGCGAACACAAGAUUACUAGUGGACAUAUUGCUUUAUUCUUGAUAAACAGGUUCAAGUCAGCCAUACGGGAAACUAUGGUGCUUCCAAACAGUGAAAGUGUUUGUCUUCCUUGGAUGUUAGCAGAGAAGGAUGAUUGGGUCCAAAAGAAAGUUGCUCCGUUUAUAUGGCAUAAUCAAGAAGCAGUUGGUGAUAACAGCAGCUUGUCUGAACCUUGCAGCCCCCAACUUACUGAAGCAAAAUCCAAAGAAACCAGUAAUGUAUCUGCAAGUGAUUGUCCGGAAAGCAAGUAUCAAAAGCACAGGAAGGCCGAAAGCUUUAAGCAACCAAUCAGUGAAGCAAGUUCCACAGUUCCAUCUAUAAAGGGCAGCAAGUCCUUGCAAGAACUAAAAACUCCACUAUUAGCAGGCGAUGAACUGCAUGAAGCAUGCAACAAAAACAUAGAAGAAAUCCCAGCUUGUCAAUCAACAUCCAGGUCUUCUGUACAACUUGGAAAACAGAAUUCUACAGCUGAAGAUGAUGAUUCAAGGCCAAAGAAAACGGGGAGAAGGGCUAGGAUGCUUGAUUUGGGGAAGAAGAUGGGGGAGAAAUUUGAAGAGAAGAGGCGUCACCUAGAAGAGAGGAGCAGGCAUAUUGUUGAGAAGAUGAGAGGGAACGAGAUCAACUAAAACCCCGGUUGUGGAACUCACAAAAUAUCAGCAGAGGUAGCCAUCAAACCCUGAAGGAUACAUUCACUCAUUUCUGGCAUGAGAAACUGGAAUGAAAACACUGGACCUGAGUCCCAGAUUGACAUUUAUAGUUGACAAUAAAAUAGAAGCAUAUUUAAGAAAUAUUGUGCCAGACUUCUAGGAGAGAUGUACAUAGUGGUUACUAUUUAUCUCUGUAGAGUGGUCCAUCAUCUUCCAUUUAUUAACCCAGACGGCAUCUAGUUCUUUAUUGUUACUGUGGUGACAUUAGAUUGGUUUGGUUAAGAAAGUUGAUCUUAUCAUGGCAGAACAUUUUUGCCAUAGUAACUUUUUAAGGGAUGAUUUAAUUCUUGCAUCCUGACGGUCUUGAAAAAACUCAAGUCAAUUUAGAUUUUGUUUGGUAUGACUGUUGAAAUUUAACAAUAGAUUGCAAUGGUGGAUGAUGAGGAUAACUAAUAAAGAUAUUUUAAAUUA